Messenger RNA from Protopolystoma xenopodis, 306 nucleotides. NCBI's taxonomy places the organism in Eukaryota, Metazoa, Platyhelminthes, Monogenea, Polystomatidea, Polystomatidae. The record is from the annotation of a GenBank genome assembly.
AUGCUCUAUGACCAGGCUGUCCAAUCUGGGGCUAUGCCAGUGCCCGCCUGGUUUCUAGCCUCACCCGGUGUGGUGGCCCCUCCUGGCUUACUAUAUGGCUCGCCUAAUUCUACUUCCAACGUAGCUCCUAAUGCUUUUCUCAGUCCUAGCCAUCAGCUGCCAAAGGUAGGAGCCUCAUCAGCUGUGCCACAGGGUGUCUUGCCUCGAUUAGCAUCAAAUAAAUUACCGCCACCGCCUCCACCGCCUCCACCGCCGCCUUCACUUUCAGGAACCAUAGCAACUCCACAUAUACUUCCAAGUCGAUAA